This is a messenger RNA of Carassius auratus (goldfish), 1449 nucleotides long. Its product is annotated as polymeric immunoglobulin receptor-like. Lineage: Eukaryota; Metazoa; Chordata; Actinopteri; Cypriniformes; Cyprinidae. Gene Ontology annotation, molecular function: transmembrane signaling receptor activity. Gene Ontology annotation, cellular component: plasma membrane. The coding region runs from base 88 to 1059 and encodes 323 amino acids. The transcript is spliced from 6 exons. The record is from RefSeq and is a predicted model, not a curated record.
UCAGCAUAUUUUGAAUGAAAAAGGAAGUGCAGUAGUUACGACAACCAAAGUUAGAACAGCUCAGAUACAGGAAGAGAAACUUACACAAUGGCCGCACAACCAAAGACAAAAAUACUCUACAUUUCAUUAGGUUUUUGGCUUAUUAUAGGUGUUGAAUGCUACGAUGCUUGGACAAACCAUAUAUUAAAUGUUCAGACUGGAGGAUCUGUCACCAUCCCAUGUCAUUAUGACAAGAAAUACACACAGCAGAAGAAAUGCUGGUCCUCAGAUAUUGGUCAAACAUACACAAACACAACAGAGCAGAAUCUGUCAGUAAUUGAUCAUCCUGAUCAGAGUCUCUUUACUGUGACUAUGAGAAACCUGCAGGAUGAAGACACUGGAGAUUAUCGUUGUAUUGUGGACAUUGAAGGAAUAAUGAGCAGCACAUAUGAGGUUUAUAUCAAGGUUCAAUCUGCUCCUAAUGUGUCUGUGGUGAACAGCAGUGUCUCUGGACAUGAAGGUGGUGAUAUCAGUGUUCAGUGUCUCUACAGUUCUGGAGAUCAGAAUAAAGUCAAACGUUGGUGCAGAUAUAAAGAUCAGAGAUGUUACACAGUGGGGAGGACUGACACAUCCCAGAAUUCAUCAGUGCAGAUCAGAGAUGAUGAUGGGAGAAGAUCCUUCACUGUGCUGAUGACUGGAUUGAGACGGACUGAUUCUGGCUGGUACUGCUGCUCUGCUGGAGGUGUAAUUAAUCCUGUUCAGCUUACUGUAACGGAGGCAGAACCAGAGAAAGAGAAAGACACAGAUAAUGACCUCCUGACUGUGUGGCUUCGAGUUUCAGCUGCGCUUCUGCUCUUACUGAUUCUGAUCAGUGUUUUCAUCUGGAGACUGAGACGGAGACCCAAGCAGGAUGAACACCAAACCAGAGAGAGAAAAAGCAGCACAACCACUGACCCAGAUCCCGUUAAUGACAUAAUCUACUACAGCACUAUUGAUCAUGAUCCUGGGAGUGAAGCGAUGAAGUCUCCAGCAGGUGGAGCAAUAAACAGCAUAAUAUACAGCACUGUGGCUCCACACUGACAGCAACAGCGAGAACAACACAAGAACAAAGACCAAGAGAAACAAUCAACAGCAGCAGAAUGGCAUCACAACUUUGUUUUUUGUAUUAUAUUAUUGCCAUUUAAUUUGGUUACUGUAAAAAAUCUCUUUAAGUUUACUUGUACAGUGCUCUGUUGUUUGCAUUAAUACAAACAAGGUCCGCGUACAUUUUGAUCAUUUCAUUUCCCAUUUAGAAUUCAGUAACGAGUAAUGGAAACAUGGCUCGUAGCUGUUUAUUAGCAUAAUAUUUGAAUCAGAUGUUGCUGGACUCAUAAUUUGUGCUGCUGCGAAUUGCAAGUGACCCCUUUAAAUUAUUUCUAGGUUAUAGUAUUGUAUGAAUAUUGUCCCACUGAUAAAUACAGUGCAAAUAGU